AUGGAAAACCCUUCGUUAUUUAUGGUAGAGGAGCGAGUUAAAACAUUUAAAAUUUGGCCAUUUAGUGACAAAAAUCGGUGUAACAUCCGUAACAUGGCAGAGGCAGGAUUCUACUCUGUUGCAACAGGAGAAAAAGAUGCUGAUGCUGCUAAAUGUUUUCUAUGUGGUAAGGAGUUGGAUGGUUGGGAGUCGACCGAUGAUCCGUGGGAAGAACAUAAGAGUCACGCAGCGAGAUGUGCAUUUGUUCAACUCGGGAAGAAGCAUGACGAUUUACUGCUUCCAGAGUAUCUGUCAAUAGUCAAACAAUAUAUGAUAAAUGAUAUUAAGCGAAUGGCAGAUCUUGCCAAGGAAGCCAUUGCUCACAAACAAGAAGAAGUAAGACGUCGGUGUGUAGGACGAAAGUAA
Molecule: messenger RNA, 405 nt
Organism: Pieris macdunnoughi
Lineage: Eukaryota; Metazoa; Arthropoda; Insecta; Lepidoptera; Pieridae
Source: the annotation of a GenBank genome assembly